Molecule: messenger RNA, 6298 nt
Organism: Danio rerio (zebrafish)
Lineage: Eukaryota; Metazoa; Chordata; Actinopteri; Cypriniformes; Danionidae
Source: RefSeq
GACAACAAAUGUUAAUUUGUGGAUCUCCUGAUGUCCGGGUGCAGCUAUCCUGCUGUUGUGGCUGGUGUAUUCUGGGAAAUUCUCUUACCCCUUGGUUUUGUGGUCCGGAAAAAUCUUGGCUUGAAGAGCAAUCUAUACCCCUUCCCCUUAGCCCUACGCCUUAAAGCUAAAAAGAAUUGGGACACCCCUCCCCCUUAACGGGGACGCGCAAAACAAGGGGUAGGGGAAGGGCUAAGGGGUAGAAUUGGCACUGGGCCUACGUCUGUCUCCCACUGAACAGCUGAUCUCACCAACCUCUGUGAUCAAUAUCUGCUGGAAUGAAUGAUCCUCAGUGAGCUAUAACCCAGCUCAAAGCUACAAUAACCCAGUCAGCCUGUGUGUGUGAAGGUUGUGUGCUUGUGUUUCUCAUCACAUGUUCUGUUUUUUCUCCUAGGUGUGGAGUUCACCGUGUCCAGCCGGAAACAUGAGCUCCAGAUAAACUCAACAUGAGCAUGAGCUGCACAUCUGUCCGUCUGCUAAACACACAUCUGCCGGACUCCUGUAAAACAUCCACAUUCAUGCAUAUAGCCGACGCUUUUAUCCAACGCAACUUACACCCCUGAAACGGCGGCCUACCCGGGGACCAGUGGGGGAUCGGUGCCUCCUCAAGGGAAUUUCCUCCGCUGUGGUGUUGAGCUGCUGCCAGGACUCAAACCUGAGACCUUUGGAGUCCAAUUGAAGUCUGACCAUUAGGCCACAACUGCCCCCACAACAUCACAACUCAGAUUGGGAUCCAACAGUGUAAUUCUGCUUCAUCCUAAUGGAGAGACCACGGAUCGAGUCUGGAUAAACGGAUAAAGACAGAAGCAGGAGUAGUUCACCUCUCGGAGUGGAGCCGCAGUGUUGGGAAUCAGCUGACCUGAGAAGCUGAGGAGUGUUUUCAUCAUCAGCGAGUGUGAGAUGGAGUCCCGGCGUGUGUUUUGGGUGUGUGUGCUGCUGUUGUCUGGCGUGUGUGUGUGUGCAUCUCUGGAGUUCGGCGGGGCUCCGGGGCAGUGGGCACGGUACUCUCGGUGGGAAGCGGGAUCUGUGGGAGAGCUCAGCUUCAGCCUGAAGACCAACAUCAGUAAAGCUCUGGUGCUGUAUCUGGAUGAUGGAGGGAACUGUGAUUUCCUGGAGCUGCUGAUCUCUGGAGGAGUCCUGCAUCUGCGCUUCGCCAUCCACUGCGCAGAGCCGGCCACGCUGCAGACGGAGACGCGCGUCAGUGAUGACCGCUGGCACAUGGUGCUGCUGACCCGAAACUACCGACAGACGCUGCUGAUGGUGGACGGGGAGGCCCGGGCGGCCGAGGUGCGCUCCAAACGCAGGGAGAUGGCGGUGGUCAGUGAUCUGUUUGUGGGGGGGAUCCCACCAGACGUCCGCCUGUCCGCCCUCACCUCCAGCACAGUGAAGUACGAGCCGCCGUUCCUGGGUCUGAUCUCCAACCUGAAGCUGGGCGAGAUUCCUCCAGCGCUGAUCAACAGCCACGGCAUACACAGCGACCUGGAGCUCCUGUGCAGCAAACAGAACCCCUGCCUGAACGGAGGAGUCUGCAGCGUGCAGUUCGGGGAGGUCCAAUGCGACUGCUCACACACACGCUUCAGGGGGAAAUACUGCAAAGAACCUGUCUCUGACCCCAUCCAGAGCAGCACUGACGAGAUCACGCUGUCCUUCCGCACGCUGCAGCGCAACGGCCUGAUGCUGCACACCGGCAAAUCUGCAGACUACGUCAACCUGUCCCUGAAGAGCGGCGCCGUGUGGCUCGUCAUCAACCUGGGCUCCGGAGCCUUCGAGGCCCUCGUGGAGCCCGUCAACGGCAAGUUCAACGACAACGCCUGGCACGACGUCAAGGUCACGCGAAACCUGCGCCAGCACUCAGGCAUUGGACACGCUAUGGUAAACAAACUGCAUUAUAUGGUCACUAUCUCAGUGGAUGGUAUUCUGACCACCACAGGCUACACACAGGAGGAUUACACCAUGCUGGGCUCUGAUGAUUUCUUCUAUAUCGGAGGAAGCCCGAACACAGCCGAUCUGCCUGGAUCACCGGUCAGCAACAACUUCAUGGGCUGCUUGAAGGAUGUGGUCUACAAGAACAAUGACUUUAAACUGGAGCUGUCUCGCCUGGCCAUCGAGAGGGACCCAAAGAUCAGCCUGCACGGGGAGCUGGUGUUCCGCUGUGAGGACGUGGCGGCGCUGGACCCUGUGACCUUCGAGACGCCAGACUCCUUCAUUUCCCUGCCCCGCUGGGACACCAAGAAGACCAGCUCCAUCUCCUUUGACUUCCGCACCAGUGAACCCAGCGGACUGCUGCUCUUCAGCCACGGUCGACCGCAGGGCAGCAAGGAGACACGGCCUGGUCGGGAGACCAAGAGUGACUACUUCGCCAUGGAGCUGCUGGACGGGUUCCUGUACCUGCUGAUGGACAUGGGAUCCGGCAGCAUCAAAAUCAAGGCCAGCAACAAGAAGGUCAACGAUGGGGAAUGGUGUCACGUGGACUUCCAGAGGGAAGGAAGGAGAGGCUCGAUCUCGGUGAACAGCCGCUCCAUGCCCUUCAGCACUAAUGAGGGCAGCGAGAUCCUGGAUCUGGACAGUGACAUGUAUCUGGGUGGACUCCCGGAGAUGCGGCAGGGCCUGGUGCUCCCACCCGAGGUGUGGACGGCGCUGCUCAACUACGGUUACGUGGGCUGUGUCCGCGACCUGUUCAUCGAUGGGAAGAGCCGAGACGUGCGGCGACUGGCGGAGAUUCAGAGCGCUCCGGGCGUCAGCAGCUUCUGCACCCGCGAGCUCCAGAAGAGGUGCAGCAGCGCCCCCUGUGCCAAUGGAGGACAGUGCAAAGAGGGCUGGAACCGCUACAUCUGCGACUGCACCGGCACCGGGUACAUGGGCAGCAACUGCGAGAUCGAAGCGACGGUGUUGAGCUAUGACGGCAGCAUGUACCUGAAGAUCCUCCUGCCCAGCACUCUGCACACAGAGGCGGAGGACGUGUCUCUGCGCUUCAUGUCCCAGCGGGCGUACGGCCUCCUCAUGGCCACCACAUCCAAAGAGUCUGCAGACACCCUGCGCCUGGAGCUGGACGGAGGACGGGUCAAGCUCACCGUCAACCUCGGCCAGAUGACGGGUGACCACACGCGUCUGGAGUUCCACAGCAUCGAGACGGGCAUCAUGACGGAGCGCAGGUUCAUCUCCGUCGUGCCCUCAAACUUCAUCGGGCACCUGCAGGGGCUGCUGCUCAACGGCGUCCCCUACCUGGACCAGUGUAAGAACGGGGACAUCUCCUACUGCGAGCUGAACGCACGCUUCGGCCUGCGCCACAUCAUCGCCGACCCCAUCACCUUCAGGAGUAAAGGCAGUUAUCUGGCGCUGGCCACGCUGCAGGCCUACGCCUCCAUGCACCUGUUCUUCCAGUUCAAGACCACCGGCAGCGACGGCCUGAUGCUCUUCAACAGCGGAGACGGCAGCGACUUCAUCGUGGUGGAGCUCGUCAAGGGGUCCGUCCGCUAUUUAGUGUUUCUGCCGGAGUGUCUGCCUCUGUUAGUCCUGCUGCACUGGGUGGGCUCCUGCAGCGUCCCUGGGACUACCUACAUCUUCGGCCGGGGAGGAGCCCUCAUCACCUACACCUGGCCGCCGAAUGACCGUCCCAGCACGCGGGCGGACCGGCUGGCAGUGGGCUUCAGCUCGCAGCUUAAGGAGGCGGUGCUGGUGCGGGUGGAGAGCGCCAAGGGGCUCGGAGACUACCUGGAGCUGCACAUCGAGCGCGGGAGGGUCGGCGUGAUCUUUAACGUGGGAACGGACGACAUCGUGAUCGAGGAGAGCGGCGUGAUGGUCAGCGAUGGGAAAUAUCAUGUGGUCAGAUUCACACGCAGCGGUGGAAACGCAACACUACAGGUGGACAAUCUGCCCGUGAUCGAGCGCUUCCCGGCGGGGAACUUUGAUAGUGAGCGGCUGGCUAUUGCUAGGCAAAGAAUCCCGUAUCGACUCGGUCGGGUAGUUGACGAAUGGCUACUCGACAAAGGUCGGCAGCUCACCAUCUUCAACAGUCAGGCCUUCAUUAAGGUCGGCGGCGGAGAGAAGGGCCGUAACUUCCAGGGCCAGAUCUCGGGUCUGUAUUAUAACGGGCUACAGGUGCUGAAGCUGGCGGCGGAGGCCGACCCCAAUGUGCAGAUCCAGGGGAACCUGCGUCUGGUGGGAGACACACCCUCUGUCAUGACCACCGACACCACCAGCACCACCCCGCUCGCAGACAUGUCCACCACUAUCAUGGAGACCACCACCACCAUGGCCACCACCACCACCCGCAAGCAGCGCUCGCCCACCAUGAGGGACAGCGUCACGCAGAAUACUGACGAUCUGUUAGUAGCAUCUGCUGAAUGUCCGAGUGAUGAUGAAGAUCUCGAGGAGUGUGAGCCUGGAAACGGAGGUGAACUAGUGUUGCCAAUUAUAACUGUGGAUUCCCUUGAGCCCCCAUCGAUUGCAACACGUUACCCCGUUAUCCCCCCGCCCCCAACCUAUCGCCCCUUCCUCACCUUGCUUGAGACAACCAAAGAGUCUGUCCCCCUCCCCGGGCGGCACCCCUGUCCGCUCGACCAGGAGGACUGCGAGGAGCCCAUGGAGGUCUCGGCCUAUGGUUCGGGCGAGAUGACGGAGUCUGAUGAUGAGGAUUACUAUAAAAACUCACCCCUUGUCACUGACCGGACCGUACUCCCACCUCCGCCUGGGGCCGGGAACCCUCGAGGUGACCGGCCCUUUGCACGUUUACCCAAUUCCCACCGGCCACCGCUCCCCCUGACCCCCACAGCACCCCCAGUGUCCCGGCUCAAACCGGGCAUCAAUGCGCCCAACAUCCCCGCGGGUAAAAUGAACACUCGAGAUCAGGUGCUGCUGCCGCCUGCUCAGCCCUCGGGCGACACUGAUCACAGCGGGCGGCAUCGACACAUCCCAGGUAUAACAUAUCCCCCUAAUUUCCCCCAUGUGCCCACUACAGACCCCUCAUCGCCGGACCGAGGGCCGCCUGGAGCCGUGGAGGUGAUCCGAGAGUCCAGCAGUACCACGGGUAUGGUGGUGGGCAUCGUGGCAGCGGCUGCCCUCUGCAUCCUCAUCCUGCUGUACGCCAUGUACAAGUACCGCAACCGCGACGAAGGCUCCUACCAGGUGGACCAGAGCCGCAAUUACAUUAGCAAUUCAGCCACGCAAAGCAAUGGCGCCCUAGUGAAGGAGAAACAGCCCGGCGCUGCCAAGACGGGCACCAAGAGCAAGAAAAACAAAGACAAGGAGUAUUACGUCUGAGCACGGCCCCUAGGGGGACCCGAGGGGAGAAGGAGAGAGAUAGGAUGAGGACUGGAAAGGAGCAGUUUCACGUUUAGAGUCUUUUUUAAUUUCCCAUCUGGUCUAGCCGUCGGCCUCAUUUCCAGAGCUAAAGAGUGCGAGAGUGAGUGUGUCGAGGGUUCGGGAACUCUCAUUUCCAUUUUUGAUAGCUAAUGCCUGUCGCACUAACCUUUUGUACUGAAGAGCAGUGGACUUUAUCCUCACUCCUAAUUCGUUUUUUUGUAAAUACUACGUGAGUCCUCAAUAUUCAGGUCAUCUCCUAGCCUGACAGGCUGUUUUGCGCCGUCCGUCGCUGCUCCGUCAGAGCGUUGAAUGCACUUGAGAACGGUUUGGGAAUGAGAGCCGCUUGGCUGCGGUGGCGUUUGAGGAGCAGAUGGUGGCGAAAGCGUUUAGCAGUCACACUAUUCUCCGUAAUACUGCCAAACCAGCUCUGUGUCAAAUCCGUCCGUCCGUCCGUCCGUCUCCCUCUCUUUCCAAGUGCUUCACGUUUCCAUCCCUCUCUUUCUCUCUGUCCCCCGCACACCCUUUCUUGGCUUGUUCUCUCUUUUUCUCCUUGUCCUUGGUGCUCAGGAGCAGAUGCAACGUAAUUCUGUUGUGUUUCCAGCAUGUGGUAUUCAAAACGAAAAGAGACAAACACUGUUUCUGUGGAGUCAAAUUAAUAAUUAUAUAUAAAUAUAUAUCAAGCCGUUAGCCGAACAUCAGUGGUGAUCCCUUCAGAACUCUCCGAGUCGCCACACGUUCCAGCAGAUCUUGGUGUUUCUGAGGGUCCCCCAGGGCUCGGUCCUGGGCCCGCUGAGGGUCUGGCGUUCUGCUGGAAUGAACCUGAAACACGAGCCCAACAGCAGUAGAUAUAUUCACAGAGAUAUUUGAUAAGAUUAAAGGACACGACUGCUCAAACAUCACGUCAACACACCGCACCAGUGGACAACACCUGAGCAGGAGCUUUGUUAUUUUUACUUUC